GUGCAACCAAGUCUAUUUGAAUGAAUUAAAUGAUGACCUCAGAUAUUUGUUUGUAGGUAUUUGGACACCUGUGCACGCCCAUCACUUGCUAGACGUCUGCUGACGACGACGACGACGACGACCGCCAUGUCUUCGCUGACGAAGGUCGCGGUGUAUUCGUUAUUGGCAACUUCGGCUGUUUGUCUCCAGUUCCCGUUCAAGCUACCCUUCUUCAAACAGAAAGUCGAUGUCCUCACGGACAACCAAGUAGCACCUCAGGUUACCCCAAGAAUCGCUAUCGUCGGUGCAGGUGCCGCAGGAUCUUCUGCUGCUUUCUGGAUCUCUAAAGCCAAAGAAAGAUUUGGCAUCGAUGUAGAAAUAGACGUGUACGAACGUGCAUCAUACAUAGGUGGACGCAGCACUAUUGUAUACCCUUAUAAUGACACCACGCUCGCCCCAAUGGAGCUUGGAGCUUCAAUCUUUGUUGACGCAAACAAAAACCUGAUGAGGGCAGCCAAGGAGUUCAAUCUGACCCUAAAGGAUUUCAUCGACGAAUUCUCCGACACCGGCUUAUGGGACGGACAGAAAUUCGACAUCGUAUUGAAUGAGGGCACUUAUACUAAGAGCUGGUGGACUACGUUGAAGGUAUUGUGGCGUUAUGGUUAUUCAGCGCCAGUGAAAACGCAGUCCAUCGUAAAGAAUAUGAUCGCGGAGUAUCUCUCGUUAUACACGGCGACAUCACAUCGUUGGGAUGGCAUCGCGGACCUCGUUGAGAAGAUGAAUUGGACCGACUUUGUAAAUAGUACGACUCUCGAAUAUCUUUCUUCGAAAGGCGUUGCAGAGAAGUGGUCAAGAGAAAUGGUCGAGGCUGCUACUCGGGUUAAUUAUGGACAGGACGUGGACAAAAUCCACGCUUUGGAAGGCACUUGCUCUUUGGCAGCCACCGGUGCAUCUGGCGUCCGCGAUGGGAACUUCCUCAUAUUUGAAAAUUUCCUGAAGCACUCUGGCGCCAAUGUUUAUCUAAAUACCGAGGUCCGAGACAUUCUACGCGUCCCGGGGUCAUCACGUUGGAUCCUCCACACUUCUUCUGGUUCCCGAAUUUACAAGGCUGUCAUCUUGGCCGCUCCUUUCCACCAGACCAAUAUUAGUGUUGCCUCUGAUCUCGCCGAACUCAUUCCUCCGCAACCCUACGUUCAUCUCCACGUCACGCUACUGACUACGAGAUCCGAGAGCACAAACCCAACCUACUUCGGUUUAUCACCCGGCGAAAAAGUUCCAAAGGUGAUACUCACUACACACGAGGGUGCACGCGCCGGCGGUGUGGAACCGGAAUUUAAUUCCAUUUCCGUCCAUGGACGAAUUCAGAGAGCUCCCGGAAGCGCAGACGAGAAACCAGAGUGGAAAGUCAAAAUAUUCUCCAAAGAGCGUAUCACUGAUGAAUGGCUGGAGAAAGUAUUCGGGCACGUUGGGUGGGUUUAUCGGAAAGAGUGGGAUGCUUACCCCGUUCUACCGCCUACCACCAAGUUCCCCCCUAUGAGGCUUGAACAAGGGUUCUACUACGUGAACGCCUUCGAACCGUUCAUAUCCACGAUGGAAACUGAAACUAUUGCGUCGCGCAACGUUGUUGACCUCUUAUUGCACGAAGAAUUUGGCAGCGGUAUAUGUGGCUCACAGCUUUCUGGCCCUGAGACUAGCGAGGGAAACCCGGGACACGAUGGAGGUUCUGAAGAUUUCGUACUUGGCUGGGAUUGUUAGGCAUUCCGGGAACUUUGUGUGUAUAUAUCUGCUGGAUAACUACUUUAUUACCAGUUCUUACUUUGUCCAUCUCCGUCCUUGUCGGCCUCGAAAGUGUCACGGAUUCUUUUCAAGCAAUACUUGAGGGUGCCCUCGGAUAUUGAAUCUGCCAUAUCUGGGGCACCUUGACGACUUCAGCUGAAGUGAGACACGGUUUGUCGAAGACCACUCGCGAAAGUGAGUAGACAGGGUGGACGAAAUCGCAGCGGCUUUUGGACACUUCAAAAGCAUAACCAUCAAGAUAUUGCAGCUAAACGCAGAUAUGAUACAG
Messenger RNA from Pisolithus orientalis, 2044 nucleotides. RefSeq names its product Prenylcysteine lyase-domain-containing protein. Gene Ontology annotation, molecular function: prenylcysteine oxidase activity. NCBI's taxonomy places the organism in Eukaryota, Fungi, Basidiomycota, Agaricomycetes, Boletales, Pisolithaceae. Gene Ontology annotation, biological process: prenylcysteine catabolic process; prenylated protein catabolic process. The transcript has 8 exons. Bases 127 to 1734 code for a protein of 535 amino acids. The record is from RefSeq and is a predicted model, not a curated record.